This is a messenger RNA of Cyprinodon variegatus (sheepshead minnow), 762 nucleotides long. RefSeq names its product transcription factor Spi-C-like (gene spi2). NCBI's taxonomy places the organism in Eukaryota, Metazoa, Chordata, Actinopteri, Cyprinodontiformes, Cyprinodontidae. Gene Ontology annotation, biological process: cell differentiation; regulation of transcription by RNA polymerase II. The transcript has 5 exons. The record is from RefSeq and is a predicted model, not a curated record. The coding region runs from base 83 to 727 and encodes 214 amino acids. Gene Ontology annotation, cellular component: nucleus. Gene Ontology annotation, molecular function: sequence-specific DNA binding; DNA-binding transcription factor activity, RNA polymerase II-specific.
GGAGGGUAUAAGAAGGCUUAAACAUCUCAGAGUCAUUUAGGUAAAACUGCCAGGACUGAACUGCAGCGGAUGAUCGUCUGUGAUGAAUUCUUUUCAGGAAAAUCAGUCUGACUUGGAAGUGAUUUUAGAUUUUCUGGAGGAGUACUACAGACAAAGCACUGCAGAAAAUGCAGAAAACCGAUCUUGCGAUACAGUUGUGCCAGCAUGUGGAGUAGACAUGGCUGUGGAAACCUGCGAUCAGACCUGGACAUACCAUGAUGCAUCUGACAUCAAACCCGCAUUUCAGACCUUCCUAACACAUGACACCCGAGCAGUCUUUGGCCAAAACACAACAGCGACAUUGUCUGAGCGUGGGUCACAGCCAAACUUUGUUUCAGCGAGACAAUCAUCCAAACACACAGCCACAGCGGCAGGCAGGGGCAGAAGGCUGCGGCUCUUUCACUUCCUGUUUGAGAUGCUGCAGGAUCCGAGCAUGGCCCACUGUUUGUCCUGGGUGCCGGCGGCGGCCGGGGUUUUCAGCUUCUCCUCCAGGAACAAGGACCAGGUGGCGUUGCUCUGGGGCCAGAGGAAGGGCAACAAGAGGCCCAUGACCUAUCAGAAGAUGUCCCGGGCUCUGAGGAACUAUGCCCGGUCCGGCCACAUCUUCAAGGUGAAGAAAAAGCUCACCUACCAGUUCAGCCGGGACACCCUGAUAUCGCUGCAGAAGAGCCACAGAGGACAUCUGUAGAUUUUUAUGAAGCCUUUUCUCGUUUCACUUUUUAC